Pelobates fuscus (common spadefoot toad) is the source of this 1506-nucleotide messenger RNA. It is a transcript of the gene HHEX, whose product is annotated as hematopoietically expressed homeobox. The record is from RefSeq and is a predicted model, not a curated record. The coding region runs from base 451 to 1263 and encodes 270 amino acids. Gene Ontology annotation, molecular function: DNA-binding transcription factor activity, RNA polymerase II-specific; RNA polymerase II cis-regulatory region sequence-specific DNA binding. The transcript is spliced from 4 exons. Gene Ontology annotation, biological process: regulation of transcription by RNA polymerase II; cell differentiation. NCBI's taxonomy places the organism in Eukaryota, Metazoa, Chordata, Amphibia, Anura, Pelobatidae.
AGACCGGAGCCCAGUCAGGACAGGACAUAGAGGGAGAGACAGGAGAGAACAUAUCCCGGCUCUACGGGGAUCACACACACCGGACAGGACAUAUACCGGAGCGCAGUACGCACAGGACAUAUACCGGAGCGCAGUACGGACAGGACAUAUACCGGAGCGCAGUACGGACAGGACAUAUACCGGAGCGCAGUACGGACAGGACAUAUACCGGAGCGCAGUACGGACAGGACAUAUACCGGAGCGCAGUACGGACAGGACAUAUACCGGAGCGCAGUACGGACAGGACAUAUACCGGAGCGCAGUACAGACAGGACAUAUACCGGAGCGCAGUACGGACAGGACAUAUACCGGAGCGCAGUACAGCCAGGAAUAGAGGGAGGACACAUACCGUAGCGCAGUACCGAUACCGGCACUCUGUACCCACCUUGGAGAGGGGUCACUUACCGCAGCAUGCAGUACCAGCACCCCAGCUCCCCGGCCAUGGCUGUCAGUGUGCCCCUGUACGCCCCCACCCCACUGCAGCCCGUGCACCCCACGCCGUUCUACAUCGAUGACAUCCUGGGGAGGAGCGGAGCAUCCACCGGCACCCACUCCCUGCCAGCCCCCACCCUGCCCUCCCCCAACUCCUCGUUCACCAGCUUUGUGACCGCUUACAAGGCCCCCAUCUACGAGCCCACCCCGAUACACCCUGCAUUCCCCCACCCAGCCCUGGCAGCAUCCUAUGGAGCCAGCACCUUCCACAGCCCCCUGUACCCCUUCUCCAGACCCAUGGGGGAGUACCAUGCCCUCAUCAGACACGACCCAAUGGGUAAGCCCCUUUUGUGGAGCCCUUUCAUCCAGAGACCCCUACAUAAGAGGAAAGGGGGGCAAGUUCGCUUUUCAAACGAUCAGACCAUUGAACUGGAGAAGAAGUUUGAGACACAAAAAUAUCUGUCCCCCCCAGAGAGGAAAAGACUGGCCAAAAUGUUACAGCUAAGCGAAAGACAGGUCAAAACAUGGUUUCAGAACAGGAGGGCUAAAUGGAGGCGUCUCAAACAGGAAACCCCCCAGGGACAUAAGAGAGAAGAAACUGAGAGUCUAGAAAAUUGCUGCGAGGAAGGGCAGAAGAUGGGUACAGGCACAGACACAAAACGAGAAUCCUUAACAGAUGGAUCCCAGUGCUCACCGAACUCCCAAGACAAUCUGGACUCAGAUAUUUCAGAAGAUUCUGAGCAGGAGCUGGAUAUUGAAGGAGAUAAAAGUUUUCAUAAAUGUACAUACUGACCCCCCCAUUCAGCUGCCUUAUCACCAUGGAAACUGGACUAAUUAAAACCCCAUAGUUCUACCAAUGGGGCUGAGAAAAUGUGAAAAACGUUCUAUUUGUUGAACAUUCCACUGACUACAAUGUAAAUAUUUUUAGAUGAUCAAAAGUGUAAGAUUUUGUAUUUAAUUAUAUUAUUAUGAUACCUGUCUAUUGCCAAGUACCUUUAAAAUGUGGGUAUGAUUAAAAAAAAAAAAAAAAAAAUU